Anguilla anguilla (European eel) is the source of this 2818-nucleotide messenger RNA. RefSeq names its product adaptor related protein complex 1 subunit beta 1 (gene ap1b1). NCBI's taxonomy places the organism in Eukaryota, Metazoa, Chordata, Actinopteri, Anguilliformes, Anguillidae. The coding region runs from base 166 to 2775 and encodes 869 amino acids. Gene Ontology annotation, cellular component: clathrin adaptor complex; membrane coat. The transcript has 21 exons. The record is from RefSeq and is a predicted model, not a curated record. Gene Ontology annotation, biological process: intracellular protein transport; vesicle-mediated transport. Gene Ontology annotation, molecular function: clathrin binding.
CAAAUAAAGGUUUCAUUUCGGGGGGGCUGUCUUGCUGGUUGCGGAAGCUAUCAUGUAGCCGGAAGUUGGAAGCAGAUGAUCAUACAGUGGGAGGGAACGAAGGCCGUAGCGAUUCCAGUCUGUUGCUACUUCACUGAAACGGAGAACUGAAGAUUCGCAGCCAAGAUGACGGACUCCAAAUAUUUCACCACAACCAAGAAAGGGGAGAUCUUCGAGCUGAAGGCGGAGCUCAACAGCGACAAGAAGGAGAAGAAGAAGGAGGCCGUGAAGAAGGUCAUCGCCUCCAUGACGGUGGGGAAGGAUGUGAGCGCCCUCUUCCCCGACGUGGUGAACUGCAUGCAGACGGACAACCUGGAGCUGAAGAAGCUGGUCUACCUGUACCUGAUGAACUACGCCAAGAGCCAGCCCGACAUGGCCAUCAUGGCCGUCAACACCUUCGUUAAGGACUGCGAGGACCCGAACCCGCUGAUCCGGGCGCUGGCGGUGCGCACCAUGGGCUGCAUCCGCGUGGACAAGAUCACGGAGUACCUGUGCGAGCCGCUGCGCAAGUGCCUGAAGGACGAGGACCCGUACGUGCGCAAGACCGCCGCCGUCUGCGUGGCCAAGCUGCACGACAUCAACGCCCAGCUGGUGGAGGACCAGGGCUUCCUGGACACGCUCAAGGACCUCAUCUCCGACUCCAACCCCAUGGUGGUGGCGAACGCCGUGGCUGCCCUCUCGGAGAUCGCCGAGUCGCACCCCAACAGCAACCUGCUGGACCUGAACCCCCAGUCCAUCAACAAGCUGCUGACGGCCCUGAACGAGUGCACCGAGUGGGGCCAGAUCUUCAUCCUGGACUGCCUGGCCAACUACACGCCCCGGGACGACCGCGAGUCCCAGAGUAUCUGCGAGCGCGUCACGCCGCGCCUGUCCCACGCUAACUCGGCGGUGGUGCUGUCGGCGGUGAAGGUGCUGAUGAAGUUCAUGGAGAUGCUGCCCAAGGACCUGGACUACUACGGCACGCUGCUGAAGAAGCUGGCCCCGCCCCUCGUCACGCUGCUGUCCGCCGAGCCCGAGCUGCAGUACGUGGCCCUCAGGAACAUCAACCUCAUCGUGCAGAAGCGGCCUGAAAUCCUCAAGCACGAGAUGAAGGUGUUUUUUGUGAAGUAUAACGACCCAAUCUACGUCAAGCUGGAGAAACUGGACAUCAUGAUCCGCCUGGCCUCCCAGGCCAACAUCGCCCAGGUGCUGGCCGAGCUGAAGGAGUACGCCACGGAGGUGGACGUGGACUUCGUGCGCAAGGCGGUCCGAGCCAUCGGCCGCUGCGCCAUCAAAGUGGAGUUGACCCUCCUUGCGCAGGUGCAGCUGCAGCUGCUGACGGCCAUAGUGAAGCUCUUCCUGAAGAAGCCCACGGAGACGCAGGAGCUGGUGCAGCAGGUGCUGAGCCUGGCCACUCAGGACUCAGACAACCCGGACCUGCGCGACCGCGGCUACAUCUACUGGCGCCUGCUGUCGACGGACCCGGUGGCGGCGAAGGAGGUGGUGCUGGCGGAGAAGCCGCUGAUCUCGGAGGAGACGGACCUGAUCGAGCCCACGCUGCUGGAGGAGCUGAUCUGCCACAUCGGCACACUGGCGUCCGUCUACCACAAGCCCCCCAGCGCCUUCGUGGAGGGGAGCCGCGGCGUGCAGCACAAGAGGCUCCCGGCCCGGUCCGGCUCGGGCGAGAGCUCGGAGAGUCCUGAGGCAGCCCAGCCUGCAGGGGGCGCCGUUUCGGAGGCCCCCCCGGCCGUCAUCCCGUCCCAGGGCGACCUGCUGGGAGACCUGCUCAACCUGGACGUGGGCCCCCCCACCACGGGGGGCGCGCCCGCCCCCCCCACCGCCAUGCAGAUGGGGGCCAUGGACCUGCUCGGGGGGGGCCUGGACAGCCUGAUGGGGGAGGAAUCCGAGCCGCUCGGCGGGGACAUGGGAGCGAGCCCAGCGAUGGGUGCUGGUUUUGGUGCUGCCCCAGCAGUCAUGCCCGCCUCUUUGAACGCCCCCGUCGGGGGUGGGCUGGGCGACCUGUUUGACCUUGGGGGUGGAGUGGGCAUGGCAUCCGGAGCCUACGUUGUGCCUAAAUCCGUCUGGCUCCCUGCCAUGAAGGCGAAGGGUCUGGAGAUCUCGGGCACCUUCGCCCGCCGCGCUGGCGUUCUCCAGAUGGAGCUCUCCCUCACCAACAAGGCCAUGAGCAUCAUGAGCGACUUCGCCAUCCAGUUCAACAGGAACAGUUUCGGGCUGGCCCCCGCCGGGCCCCUCCAGGUCCUCACGCCCCUCAGCCCCAACCAGACCAUCGAGGUCAGCCUCCCACUCAGCACCGUGGGGCCCGUCAUGAAGAUGGAGCCCCUCACCAACCUGCAGGUGGCGGUGAAGAACAACAUCGACGUGUUCUACUUCAGCUGCCAGUACCCCAUCAGCAUGCUGUUUGUGGAGGAUGGCAAGAUGGAGCGUCAGGUGUUCCUGGCCACCUGGAAGGACAUUCCCAACGAGAACGAGGCCCAGUUCCAGAUCAAAGACUGCCACCUGAACGCAGACGCGGCCAGCGCUAAGCUCCAGAGCAGCAACAUCUUCACCAUCGCCAAGCGCAACGCUGAGGGCCAGGACAUCCUGUACCAGUCCAUCCGGCUCACCAACAGCAUCUGGGUCCUGAGCGAGCUCCGCAUGCAACCCGGAAACCCCAGCUACACGCUCUCUCUCAAGUGCAGAGCCUCAGAGGUCUCCCCGUUCGUGUUCCAGUCCUACGAGAUGGUGCUGAAGAACUGAGCCUGGAGGGGGUCUGCUGGAUCGGGGGGUUGGAGGGGGGGUU